AUGCCUCCCCCAACACUAGCCACCCAGCCAGUCUUCCAACCAACAAUCUGGAAAAGCAGCACCCCACUCGGAGAAAUUGACUUCCUAGGUCACAAAUCGAAUGCUACGUAUUUAACAGACUUUGACUCGGCGCGUGUCUACCACUUAUCUUCUUUAUUCCGGGUGGGGUAUCAAAAACACAAGACUGAGAAGCGUGGAUUCUUCCCUAUUCUCCCUGUUCUUGCUGGUGUGGAAUGCUCAUUCAAGAGGUCGAUUCGGCCGGGCCAGCGGUAUGACAUCGUUACGAGGAUCAUUGGCUGGGACGCGAAGUGGUGUUUUGUCAUUUCGCAUUUUGUCAAGGAGGGGGCUUUUAGGCCGACGAUAUUUACGGAUUCAAAGACGAAGAAGAGCACGAGAGGGAAUAAGGAGGUGGUUGGUGGUGAAGGUAGGGAUCUAGAGAAGGGAGAUUGUGGUGAGAAAGAUGUUGUUUUCGCUGUUGUUAUGGGGAGGGUGGUUUUUAAGGAUGGGAGGAAGACCGUUUCGCCGAUGCAGUUCUUGAGUGAUUGUGAUCUUAUUCCUGCUAUUGGUGAUGGUGGUUGUCCGGGACCAUGCACUGUUGUUAAGUCUGUUGGCGAUUCUGGUGUUGGUGCGAGUACUGUUACUGCUGGUGGCAGUGGACCGGGAGUGGAUGCGAUUGAUCAGCAGAUGGUCAUUGCUAAGGCUAUUGAUGAGAAGCGAUUAAGAGGGCUGGAGAUCGCGCAGAGUAUCAAUUCCUUUAAUUAUGGGGUUCCUUUUGAUGUUAAUGAGGAUGUUGCCUUUUCGAUGUUUUAG
Molecule: messenger RNA, 810 nt
Organism: Penicillium nucicola
Lineage: Eukaryota; Fungi; Ascomycota; Eurotiomycetes; Eurotiales; Aspergillaceae
Product: acyl-CoA thioesterase
Exons: 1
Coding region: 1-810 (269 amino acids)
Source: RefSeq, a predicted model, not a curated record